AUGUCAUCAUCAUUGAACAAGAAAGAGUCCUCUGGCUCAGAAGAUUUGGUUAAAGGUUCUGUCUAUCAAAUAACUUCAAACUCAAUUCGUUUUCCAACUACAAGUGUUCGACAUUUGGAUUCAGUAGUGGAUGAAAAAAAUGCUUCAAAAUUAUUAAAAGAAGCUCAAGCUAAUUUAAAAUAUUCUGCAAACACUGGUUAUGCUCCUGAGUUAAGAAGAGAUUUUAAUGUACUUUCGUUACUAGGUAUUGGAUUUGGUAUAACAAAUUCAUGGUAUGGUAUAAGUGGUGCAAUGAUUGCAGGUAUCUCUGGUGGGUCAACUUUGAUUUUAUAUGGUAUUAUUAUUUUGGCAAUUGUUGGGAUGUGCAUUGCUGUUACGCUUUCAGAAAUGUCUAGUAUUAUGCCUCACGCGCUGGCUCAAAUAUUCGGAUAUGUUACAGGUAUUUUAGCAUGGUUAGGAAGUGUCUUCACUGGUGCUGCAGUUACAAUGACUAUGGCUUCUGCAGUGACUGGUAUGUACGUUUUAUACAAUCCAACAACGGAAAUUAAAAGCUGGCAAAUAUUUUUAUGUUAUGAAAUUUUUCUUAUCUUAUUGAUUCCUUUUAAUCUUUGGGAAAGACCAUUACCUGCUAUAAGUACAGCCACAUUAUAUAUUUCCUUACUAUCAUUUUUUAUCAUAAUAGUUGUUGUGCUUUCAAUGCAUAGUGGAGAAUUUCAAGAUGCAAAAGUGGUAUUCACGGAGUUUAAUAAUUCCACUGGUUGGAACUCAUCAGCAAUUGCAUUUAUUAUUGGUCUCGUUAAUCCUAAUUGGGCAUUUUCGUGUCUUGAUGCAGCUACACAUAUUGCGGAAGAAACUUUACAUCCUGAAACUCAAAUACCUAUAGCUAUAAUUGGAACAGUUGUAGUUGGAUUUAUUACUGCUUUCUCCUAUUGUGUUGCUAUGUUCUUUAGUAUAAAUGAUAUUGAAGGAAUCAUGACUUCAAAUACUGGAGUUCCUAUAAUGGAUAUUUUUUAUCAAGCUACUAGUUCAAAAGCUGCAGCAGUUGGAUUACAAUGUUUAAUCUUAUUAACAGCAUUUUCAUGUAACAUUGGUUGCCAUACUUGGUCGUCACGUAUUGCAUACUCCUUUUCAAGAGAUAAUGGUUUACCCUUUUCAAAAUAUUGGGCUAAAGUGAACGAACGUACAGGUACAGUUGUCAAUGCACAUGUCAUGAGUUGUGUCUUAAAUGGUAUAAUCGGUUUGAUCUACUUGGGUUCAUCUUCAGCUUUCAAUUCAAUUUUAGUUUGUUGUGUUACAUUCUUAUUACUAUCAUAUAUGAUUCCUACAUUGUUUUUAAUUCCUCAAAGAAAUACAAUCAAACAUGGACCUUUUUGGAUGAAUAAGUUCGGUAUCGGUUUAACUUGUAACUUUGUGACAUGUGCUUGGGCUAUUUUUGCAUUUGUUUUUUAUAAUUUUCCUACUGUCAUGCCAGUUUCAGGUGGAAAUAUGAAUUAUUCAUCGGUUGUUGUUGGUAUCGUCUUGAUCAUUUGUGUAGGUGACUGGUUUAUCAGAGGUAGGAGAGAAUUUGUUGAUGUUAGAGAAAGAGAACAAUACAAGGAUGAAUUAGCCGACCAAUUAUCAAAUCAAAUAUCAAAUAUUGAAGUAGUGAUGUCUCGUCAAUAG
Messenger RNA from Lodderomyces pseudojiufengensis, 1662 nucleotides. RefSeq lists its product as uncharacterized. The transcript is spliced from 3 exons. Gene Ontology annotation, biological process: transmembrane transport. The record is from RefSeq and is a predicted model, not a curated record. Gene Ontology annotation, molecular function: transmembrane transporter activity. NCBI's taxonomy places the organism in Eukaryota, Fungi, Ascomycota, Pichiomycetes, Serinales, Debaryomycetaceae. Gene Ontology annotation, cellular component: membrane. The coding region runs from base 1 to 1662 and encodes 553 amino acids.